UGCCACAUACUAAAAGGGUGGGGGCAACAGUUCGUAAUUAUUUACAAAAUCAAGGGCAGCUUCUCAAACUUUAGCACUAUAAAGUCGUAAACUUCCCCACAUGGAAAGAAUACAACCCUGGGUGCAACCCAAAUCGAACCAAACCACAGCGGUGUCGUUUACCGUUCGCGGUCCAAUGGAAGUCGGAAAAUGCAGCAAAAUCCGGUGCAUUGUCAGGCUGCGUCAGAUGCUGCGACGGUGGCGCAAUAAGGCACGCAUGUCGUCGGGGAACAGCGUUCCAUCCGAUGUCCCGCCGGGCCACGUGGCAAUCCGCGUCGGCGGAAACUCAGUUAGGUGCGUGGUAAAGGCUACCUAUCUGAACCACCCCUUCUUCAAGAAGCUGCUGAAUCAAGUGGAGGAAGAGUAUGGCUUCUCCAACACCGGACCGCUCUCCAUUCCCUGCGACGAAGAAACCUUCCGAGAGGUUUUACGGUUUGUUUCGCGAUCCGACUCAGGCAAAUCGACCCGGUUCCGUAACAUUGACGAGUCCCACAGGUAUUGCCACGAGGGUUUGAGGACCAACCUGGAAGUCUGGCAAGAAUGUCGGCCGCUACUUCAUGGCUUCACUUCUGCUCAGUGAUUCGAAGAGGGAAGGGUUUGAUUAUGAAACCCCAUGGACUUCGAUCUCGAGGCGCUCUUCGUAAUCUGAAAGUAGAUCCAGCGAGGAGGAAUUAAGCAAGCUUGCAGGUGCAGAGCAAUGCUGGUGCCGGCAGGGUGGAAUUGUGGUUUUAUCUAUGAAAGCCAUGGGAGUUUCUCACUGCAAGCUUGUUAGAAAUUUUCCGAUAUUAACAACUGAAUAUGUUUGUUGAUCCUCGGACUCGUCGUUUUUUGAUCGAAAUUCUUGUGUAGCCCACCUCUUGUCAAGGAUCUUCAAUUCUGGACCUACAAGAGCUAAUUGUUGUAAGGAGCCCAAGAACGCCGAGGAGAUGAUAAAGGGGGACGAGUUAUUUUCCAAGUUUCAUCGGCACAUUUUAACCGUUUCUGAGGGUGAACAUCGAUGACGCUAUUUUUGUAAAUAAGUAAUAUCAUUUUUUUCAGCGGGAAAUUUAUUGAUGACGAGAAUCAAUUAAACUGUAGAUAAAUUUGAAAAUCAAGCCUAUUUUGUGCCUUCA
Molecule: messenger RNA, 1151 nt
Organism: Prosopis cineraria
Lineage: Eukaryota; Viridiplantae; Streptophyta; Magnoliopsida; Fabales; Fabaceae
Product: protein SMALL AUXIN UP-REGULATED RNA 12-like
Exons: 1
Coding region: 101-619 (172 amino acids)
Biological process (GO): response to auxin
Source: RefSeq, a predicted model, not a curated record